This is a messenger RNA of Saitoella complicata NRRL Y-17804, 2586 nucleotides long. RefSeq names its product WSC-domain-containing protein. The coding region runs from base 254 to 2428 and encodes 724 amino acids. The transcript has a single exon. NCBI's taxonomy places the organism in Eukaryota, Fungi, Ascomycota, Saitoellomycetes, Saitoellales, Saitoellaceae. The record is from RefSeq and is a predicted model, not a curated record.
CAAAGGCCUCCUGGUAUGAACCUUUAGCAGUCCGUUCCAGCAUGUUGCGUUGCAUGACAAAGGCCUAAACCGACUUUCCGGCGCUCGGGGGCGUCUGCCGGCUGUGCGACUCUCGAUGUGAAGAGGUCUUUCCCUCUUCAUAUAAAGGCUUUGGCCUCCCAGUGUCAUGGGUCUUCAUACGCUCAGACCGGUCCUCAGCUCGACAAUUGCACCAUCCUCUCGUUGAUCGAAGGAUAUAUAUACCAGUGCAAUCAUGGUCUCCUCAACACAAUUCACUACGGCAACACUUCUCGCCCUUGCGCUCAAUGUCGCACCAGCACUUGCGUUCUUCCGAUUGAUCUGUAAUGCUCCUCUCGUUGUUGAGCGCGCGGACCCUAUUGUCAGCCCUGGAAAGAUCUCCGGUCACGUACACACCAUCCACGGUGGUUCCAACUUCGGCUUGACCACUUCCUAUGAGGAGCUCCGCGCAUCAGACUGCACGUCUUGUAUGGUUCAGGAGGAUAUGUCCAAUUACUGGACACCAUCUCUUUACUGGCAGAACGAAGACGGUACCUUCCAGGAUGUGCCUCAGGUCGGUGGUAUGACCGCCUACUACCUCCAGCGUCGUGACAACGAUUCCGCCGCUCUCACUACCUUCCCCGCCGGCUUCAGAAUGCUCGCUGGUUCCAUGAACCUGCGUGAGUUUAACGAUGUUCAAGACCAGCUCGCUAUCAACUACGUUUGCUUGAACUACGAUGAUCCGAAGGCCGCUACAUACGGUUUCCCGGGCUACAACUGCCCUCAGGGUCUCCGUGCGCAAAUCAUAUUCCCUUCAUGCUGGGAUGGUGUGAACCUCGAUUCUGACGACCACAAAAGCCACAUGGCUUACCCAUCUGGUUUGGACAACGGUGUUUGCCCUGACUCCCACCCUAUUCGCUUCAUUACCCUUUUCUUUGAGACUACCUAUGAUAUCAACUCCUUGGUUAAUCAGCGCUGGAACGGUUCUCACCACAUGGUUUGGGCUAUGGGUGACCCCACUGGUUACGGAUACCACGGUGACUUCAUCAACGGUUGGGAUCUUGACACUCUUGAGAACGCUAUCAACAACUGCAAUGCUUCUUCUGGUCUGCUCGAGGACUGCCCUUACUUCACGCUCGACAACUCUGAUCUCUUCUGGGAGGGCAAGAACUGUAUUCGGUCUCCCAUCGUUGAUGAGAUCGUCACCGGUGCUGCUUUGGCUGCUCUUCCUGGUUGCAACCCUAUCCAGGAUGGUCCUGACAACGCUGUCAUGUACUCUACUUGCGACAACGUUGCCAACACUACUUUGUUCAAUGACACCCAGGUCUACAACGGAUCUUUCAUCCCUGACAACGUCAACCACCUCGCCAACCAGCCUUCUACUGUUGUGAAUCCUACCAACUGGACUUACAUGGGCUGCUACGGUGAAUACUCCAACUCUCGUCUCUUGACCCACAUGAUGUCUACGGAUGACACUAUGACCGUCGAGUCCUGUUUGGCGCUUUGCCAGGUCUCGAACUACAAGUACGCAGGUGUCGAGUACGCUACCCAGUGUUUCUGUUCCGACACGGAGCCUCCUACCACUCAGGUUAUCUCCGCCAAAUCUUGUUACCAGACCUGUGUCGGUGAUGACCUUGAGUAUUGUGGUGGACCUAACGCAUUGAACGUCUACAAGUCCGAUGCUUGGAUCAACCCUAUCGUCACCAGCUACAAGUCCUGGACCAACCUUGGUUGUUACACUGAAGCCACUAAAGCGCGUGCGCUGGUCAACUACAUCUCCCUCGCUACUACCAACCAGACCAUUGCUGGAUGUCUUGAUGCCGCUCAGGCUAAGGGUUACACCAUGGCUGGUAUGGAGUACGGUGGUGAAUGUUGGGCUGGAAACGCUUUGUCUGCGGGAUCUGUCAACACUUCGCAGUCUGAGUGUAACAUGCUCUGUCACGGUAACUCUUUGGAGUACUGUGGUGCUGGUAAUCGUCUCAGCAUGUACACGCUUAGCAGGGCCACUAGCUCGAGCGCGGUCAGCAGCAGUGUUGCUUCUACUUCUGUUGUCCCGUCGAAGGCUGCUUCGUCGUCCGCUGUCAUUUCUUCUUUCGCUGCGUCCUCCUCCGCUGCGUCCUCCUCCAGCAGCGUUGCCUCCUCCGCUGCGUUCUCCGCUGCCGCUUCCUCCAGCAGCGUUGCCUCCUCUUCUUCGAUUGUUUCUUCGACGGUUGUGAGCUCGUCCGUUUCAUCGGCGGCUGCUUCUUCCAGCGUUGCCUCUUCUACCUUCUCUUCCUCUGUCCCCUCUUCAGCCUCGAGCUCCGUUGUCUCCGCGUCCGCGUCGAGUGCUGCAUCUCUCUCGUCGGUGUCUGCCUCUGCUUCCGGGUCCAGCAGCAAGGCCUCAUCGGCGUCAUCAGUGUCGUCUGCCUCCUCCGCCAGCGCUACUGCGUAGGGCUAGCGAGUCAUCUCUCGGGACAAUUGCAGCUGCACGAAAGGGCUAGAGGGAAAUACGAGCUGGACUCUGGAGUUUGCAAUUGGAUGAUGCAUGGUUUAGCAUUGAUACCCCUACAUGAGAUACCCAUAAUUGAUUACAAUAUCAUUAUCAUUGCU